CACCUGAAGUUCAUCCGCACGAUGCUCAAUGGCUUGUUUUAGGAUGACCCCGCGCUCGCGGAUGGCCAUCGCAUCACCUUGACAGUUGACAGCAACCGUGCUAUCGCGUCGUCGCGACCAAUGUCGGCAUACCGUGAUUUCCUCGAGCCGAACGGGCAGUAUGCUGCAACCUUCGGCGAUAAGGGCUCUCUGGCCAUCCGCCCCACGAAAAAGCUGGCCAUCGUGACGUGCAUGGAUGCGCGUGUAAACGUCUUCGCGCAGCUAGGUAUCAGGGAAGGCGAAGCUCAUAUCAUUCGCAACGCCGGUGGUAUCGCCAAAGACGCGCUGCGCAGCAUUAUCAUCUCGCAACGUCUGCUCGGCACGCGGGAGAUUGCAGUGUUUCACCACACGGGGUGUGGUAUGCGGACGUUCUCGUCACCGGAACUCCGGUCCCUCAUCAAAGAGUCCGACCCCGCAAAUUCUGCGCUGAGCGCCGUCGACGACAUUGACUUCCUAGAGUUUACUGAUUUGGAGCAGAGCGUUAGGGAUGAUGUGCAGUUCCUGAGGGAGAACUCGCUUGUGCUUCCGGAGACCAAGGUCUCUGGGUGGGUUUAUGAAGUGGAGACGGGCACGAUUCGUCAGAUCGUCUGAAUUACGGUGGCAUGUAGCGCCGCCAAAAUGCAGAUUGCAUCCUAUGUUGGCCCUAGGUAAAAUUGGAUUGAUACUACCGACCGGUCUAGCUCAUCACAUGUGCACAAUGAGGUGCUCGGUCAAUACAGACCUUCAACUGAC
Molecule: messenger RNA, 771 nt
Organism: Laetiporus sulphureus 93-53
Lineage: Eukaryota; Fungi; Basidiomycota; Agaricomycetes; Polyporales; Laetiporaceae
Product: carbonic anhydrase
Exons: 6
Coding region: 121-630 (169 amino acids)
Molecular function (GO): zinc ion binding; carbonate dehydratase activity
Source: RefSeq, a predicted model, not a curated record